Molecule: messenger RNA, 16573 nt
Organism: Pungitius pungitius (ninespine stickleback)
Lineage: Eukaryota; Metazoa; Chordata; Actinopteri; Perciformes; Gasterosteidae
Product: KIAA1109 ortholog
Exons: 91
Coding region: 198-15758 (5186 amino acids)
Biological process (GO): synaptic vesicle endocytosis
Source: RefSeq, a predicted model, not a curated record
UUCGUGACCGCUCCCAACAGACCAAGAGGAGAUGUUAACUGGUCGCCUGCCAGGUAAAUAUUCAACAGAGGAUGCUAGCGGUGCCCAUGUCUAACACGACAACGGGACAGCAACUCCUGGAUAACUGGGGGAAAGAUGAAACCACAUGCCUUAUCGAGGACGUCAAGUUUUAGGUAUUGGACUGAGAGCCUGUAGCCAUGGAUGGGCAUUCUCCCAAAAGCAAUGAAAGCGCUUUCCCCAGCUUCGUGGACCUGGAUGACUUUCUUACCAAACACAACUCCAACUUCAUCUGGCUCCUUGUUGCCACCAUUCUGUCCUGUGGAUGGAUCAUCUAUUUAACUUAUUACAACUCCCGUAACAUUGGCCUCAUCCUCACCCUCGUCAUCAACCGACUCCACAAGGAUGGCUACAUUCACAUCGGCUCCUUCUCCUUCUCGGUGCUGUCGGGGAAAGUCAUGUUCCGAGACGUGUACUACAUCAACCAGGACAUGUCCAUCAGGAUACAGGAUGGCUUCCUCAUAUUCCGCUGGUGGAAGAUGUACAACCCAAAACAGAAACAGCAUGACCCCAAGGCAGAGACCCGGCUUUACGUGACAGUCAACGGCUUGGAGUUUCACGUCUACAACCGCACCGACCUCUACGCCCGGCUGCAGGAGACCUUCGGACUGGACCCCACACUCAUCACUCCCAAGAAAGAGGACGAGAAGGGGCAAGAGGAUCGAAACAAGACACUGGAGAGCGUGAACAUCAGAGCGGAGAGUCCGGACCACACGUCGUCCUGGCGCUCCCUCAUCCCCGUCAUCAAAGUCAACAUCAGCACCGGUCGCUUGGCGUUCGGGAACCACCACCUGCCCCAGACUCUGUGCGUGAACUUCGAGGACGCCUUCCUGACGUACGCCACCAAGCCUCCGUCCAGCCACCUGGACCAGUUCAUGCACAUCGUCAAAGGCUCGCUGGAGAACGUGCGCGUCAUGCUGGUCCCCAGCCCGCGCUACCUGGGCAUGCAGAACGACGAACCUCCCAGACUGAUGGGCGAAGGCUUCGUGGUCAUGCAGUCCAACGAUGUUGACAUCUACUACUACCAGGACGAACCCGGUCCGGUGCCUGAGGAGCAGGAGGCUGGGGAGGAGGCGGAGACGUGCAGUGAGAGCGAUAAGCUCCAGGACCUGCCGCCAUGCUGGGGUCUGGACAUCGUCUGCGGAAAAGGAACCGACUUCAACUACGGCCCUUGGGCAGAUCGUCAGAGGGACUGUCUGUGGAAGUUCUUCCUGCCGGCUGACUACCAGGCCAUGAAAGUCACAGAGGUCGCCCAGCCGGGGAAACCUAGGCAGAUCCAGGCCUUUGAGCUGCGCAUGAACAUCAUUGCCGACGCUACCAUCGAUCUGCUUUUCACCAAAAACAGGGAGACAAAUGCCAUCCACGUGAAUGUAGGGGCGGGCUCUUACCUUGAAGUCAACAUCCCCAUGACUGUAGGAGAGAAUGGCUACUCCCCGACCAUCAAAGGCCAGCUGCUGCACGUGGACACCACCAGCAGCAUGCAGUACAGGACUCUUCUGGAGGCGGAGAUGCUGGCUUUUCACGUCAUAGCCAGCUACCCUCGGGUAUGGAACAUGCCUCAGUCGUGGCAGUGUGAGAUUGAGGUGUACAAGGCCACGUACCACUUCAUCUACGCCCAGAAAAACUUCUUCACCGAUUUGAUCCAGGACUGGGCGAGCGACAGCGCUCCGGACAUCUACUCCUUUGUGCCCUACUCCUGGAAGUUCAAGGUGCUUUUCCACCAGUUUGAGAUGAUCUGGGCGGCAAAUCAGCACAACUGGGUUGACUGUUCCACCAAGCAGCAGGAGAACGUGUACCUCGCGGCGUGUGGCGAGACGCUCAAUAUAGACUUCACUCUGCCUUUCGUCGAGUUUGUUCCCACCACCUGCAACACCCGCUUCAGCUUGAAGGCGGAAGACACCGACAUGCGACUGUCCCUCCCGGAGUGCCACCCGAGCCGGGACCCCCUGCUCACCCUGUCCAAAGAGUACCAGAACGUCAAGCUGCCCCCGGACAUGUUCACGCCGGGGGAAAACCAAAGCGCCCCCCCUCCCAAACCCACCAAGUCCCGCUGGAGGAACAUCACCCACGCAGAAGCUGGCUGGGUGGACUGCUGGAGCGUGCCCAACUUCUUGCUUAUCAUCGACUACACCUGGCACCCCAUUUAUCCCCAGAAGGCCGAUGAGCAGCUCAAACAGUCGCUGUCCGAGAUGGAGGAGUCGAUGCUGUCGGCUCUGCGUCCCCCGGAGCACGCCAGGGCGCAGCACAACGCCCAGCCGCGCUACACCCCAGCGGCGGCAUCGGCCGCCCACAGCCGGAUGCCCGCGGACCCCUCAGAGCUCCCACCCGACAGGCUCCACGUGGAGAUGGAAAUGUCCCCAGAUUCCCAAAUCAUCCUCUACGGGCCUCUGCUCCGAGCGCUGAUCUCCAUCAAGGAAAACUAUUUCGGCGAGGACGACAUGUACACGGACUUCGAGGAGGCGGUUACCAGCCCCGUGUUGUCCACUUCCACCUCCUCGGGCCUCGGUUGGUCUCCCCUGGUAAUGGAUGGCUCUGACCAGAGAGAAUACGCAAGCAUCCAUCCCCUGGACCUGCGUCCCUGGGACAUCACUGUGCUCAUCAACCUCUACAAGGUCCACGGCCGACUGCCAAUGCACUGCAGCAGCGAGGGUCCCGAGGGUCCAUCCGGCUUCUUGGAGCGGCUCUGUUUCGAGAUGAAAAAAGGUUACAAGGAGACGAUGCUUCAGCUGCUCCUGUCUCCCAUUCACAUCUUCAUCAGCGACAACUACCAGCGUCCCACGGCAGACGGGGUUUUGAGGGACGGCCACCUGAGCCUGUCUGGCCUGCAGAUGAGGGCCCACGCCAUGUUCUCGGCUCAGGGCCUCCCGCCGGGAACUGACACACUGGAGUACGCCUGGCUCAUCGACAUGCAGGCUGGGGGGCUCACCGGCAGGGUCACGUUUCCACAGGUGGCCAGUAUGAUCGAGUGGGGAGAGACUUUCCUUUUCCACGGGGUGUCUCGAGAGUUCCAGCUGGAACAACCCAAGCCCUCCGUCAUCUGCCAACACGGCGUCGACCGCCGCAUCUGCGACGCCAAGCUGAGCUGCCUGCCGGGUCACUGUCGCACAUCGGAGGAGCUGAAGUACACCAUGACCCGACUGGCCAUGGACGGAGUCGACCUUUUUGUGGUGGAGCAGGGCUGCGCUGCCAACAUCAAGACUGCCAUCAUUCAUGUAGCCAACUGCAACCUACACAACCAGGCGGUAGGAGAAGGCAUCAGCGCCGUGGUGCAGGACGUAAACAUCCGGCAGUACAUCGAGCAGCAGCAGCAGCACAGCGAGGCGACCCGGCUGCAGCCGGCCGGACAGGGUCAAGGUCUCGGGCAGCCCGCUCUGCUGCGACGCUCCGUCUGGCUGGAGGCGGGUUCGGUCAACCUGAACCUCAUCACGGCAGACGUCGCCCUGGCCGCUGACCACCCGGCCAAGUGUGACGUCCAGAGGCUCUUUCUGGAGAUGCACGAUGCUCACACCAAAAGACUCUGGUUCCUGUGGCCAGAGGAGGCCGGCAUUCGCAACAAGCGCAGCAGGAACCGCUGUGGCUGCCUCGGAGGCUGCCGGUUCUUCGGCGGCACCAACAUGGGCCUGGACUUCUUCAAGCUGGAGGAGCUGACGCCGUCCUCCUCGUCGGCGUUCUCUUCCUCCAGCACCGACGCCGACAUGUCUUAUGGACAGUCUUUGCUGCAGCCGGGGGAGUGGAUUAUCACCAAGGAAAUGCCCAAAGUGGACGGGCGAGUCGUCGGACUGAAGACGGACACGCACUCGCCCUGCCUCCCUCCCGAGCUGCCCGAGAGACGCGGCCAGCAACACCUCAGUCUCCAGGUGCCCCAGCGCUCCCACAGCUCCGCCUCCUCCUCUGAGGAGAAUAGCACCUGUAGUGCCGCGCUGCCCCUGCUGGCCGGAGAGAGGGACACGCCCUCGCCGAGCACAGAGGACCGCAUGUUCCCCGUGAACGGCAGGAGCCCCGGCGACGCCCAGGGGGAGGUCCCGGAGGUCUCGCCGGUCUCGCCCAACAGCUCCCAGGGCCGCUCCUCGGUGCGCUCGCCGCUCUGCUCGCCCCUCAAGCGCCAGUCCUCGGUGCAGUCCGGCCGGCUGGGCAGCACCAAGAGCCUGUCGGCCGCCGUCUUCGCCGAGAAGCCUCCGCCGGUGCUGUCCGGAGGCGUGCAGUUCAGCGGCGAGGUGUCCCGCAGCGACGAGAACGUCCUGGACUCUCCGCGCCAGCGCAGGAGCUACGGCUCCUUCCCCUUCACGCCGUCGGCCGACUCCAACACCUUCCACCAGUACCGCUCGGCGGACUCCAGCAUGUCGGUGGCCGACAGCGAGGCCUACUUCUCGGCCACCGAGGACUUUGAGCCGAUAAGCAGCGCCGACGAGGGCCCGGGGACGUACCCGGGGCGCAAGAAGAAGAGGCGCCAGCCGAUGCCGCAGCCGCCCGCGUACCACAUGGAGAACUACAGCCGCAGCUCCAUCUACCACAGCGUCGAGGGCCCCCUCACCUACGUUCUCAACGGGGAGCUGAUCACUGAACCUCGGCCCCUGCCCAUGCCCCCCGUGCUGCCCCCGCUGCCGCCCCACCCGCUGCCCAGCCACAUGUCCCAGGCCUCCUUCGUCUCGGCCCUGGCCAUGGAGGAGGAGAGCUCAGUCGAGACGGAGAAGACUGCCGAACCCGGCCCCGUGACCCGCCAGCCCCACGUCAUGGCGUGCUACCAGAGCUACCUCGCCCACUACCAGGUCUCGAAUUGGUCUGUCAAGCAGCCCACCAAUAAGAGGACCUCAAAGUCGUCUCUUCACCGCCCCUUAGAUUUGGACACACCCACCAGCGAGGAGAGCGCCUCCUUUGACCAGCUCUCUGUUCCCAGCUUCAAGGUGAUUAAGCAGGGCCUUUCUGCCAGCUCUCUACUGGACAGAGGUCUUCAGCUGAUCAGUGAAAACAUCAGUACUCCAUACACACCGCUGGAUAAGAGGGCGAUGGAGAACACUGACGAGGACACGACAACGGACGACUGGACUCUGGAGCAGCCGUUAGCUCAGACCAGGACCACUGCCAUUGUGGAGGUGAAGGGAGCCAUAAACGUGGUGCUCACGCCCCUCGUGGCUGAAUCCCUGGACAGGUACAUCGAAUCGAUGGUCCACUUUGCCAGUAUCCGUCAUCCCGCUGCCAUUCUGGAUGACCUGCAUGGAAAAGUCCUCAACGAAGCCUAUCAGAUCAGCAAGUCCACCGUCACCGAGUCCAGCCAAACAGGCAAGCAGGAGCACAAGCUGUCCAAGACGGAGGGCACGACCCCCGGCUCCCUGAACACCACUCAUGGCCAGACCGACCUGUCGGUCAAACCAGACAAUGUGAAAAUCAAGGGCCUCCAAGCCAACGUCUCAAUCCCCAAGGUGAAUCUUUGCCUCCUUCAGGCGUCUGUAGAGGAGGGGUCGCCGUCGUGCUCCACUAAGUGCGUCACACACGUCUCUCUGGUGGCGCUGUGCUUUGACAGGAUCGCCACCCAGUUCAGAAUGAACAGGGGCAUCGUGGAGGAGACGCCAAACACCACGGAACACGGCCGGCCCUCCAUCAUGUUGGAGAAGUACGCCUCGGCCACCAAAAUGCAGCCUCAGUCCUCUGGCUCGCUGCGCUCCAACGCCGGCAUCGAGAAAGGCAAAGAGAUCGCCGCCAGGCUCAACAUACACCGCAUCCACAGCCAGCUGAGAGGCCUCGACUCCACGGACAUCGGCACGUGUGCCAUCACGGCGAUCCCUUUUGAGAAGUCCAAAGUGCUGUUUGGCCUGGAGGAGAUGGAGGAGUUUUCCAUGGUGGACGAAACCGACGCCCACGCCGCAGCGGGAGAUCUGAGCCGCUCGGCGACCUCUCUGGAGAAAUGGGGCUGGAUCAUGUUCGAAUGUGGCAUCGAGAAUCUCACAGUCAAAGGGGGCCGUCAGUCGGGAGCCAUCCUUUACAAUUCAUUCGGCGUGAUGGAGCGCUCGGACGCUGGGGGGAAAGCGGGUAUGUCCAAGUCCAAUGGUUCGACCGGCUCUCAGACGGGCAGCGGCUACAGCACGGACGUCUCCGACGACAACCUGCCCAACGAUACCAUGAGCCCCGCCUCCGAUGCCAAUGAGCACUCCGACUCAGACGACCAGGAUGAAGGAGUGGAGUCAGAUGACCUGAAGAAAGACCUCCCCCUCAUGCCCCCGCCGCCCGACUCCAGCAGCAUGAAGCUGACCAUCAGGGAGAUCUGGUUCAGUUUCGCUGCACCCACUAACGUGCGUUCCCCUUCGCGGGCCAUCUCCAGGCAGUUGAAUCUGCUCAGCACGGCCACACCUGCCAUUGGAGCCUGGCUGGUUCCCAUCGACCAGCUCAAAUCUUCUCUACGCAAACUGGACCUGGAGGGCACACUGCGCGUGUGCGCCGUGAUGGGCUGCAUCAUGACCGAAGCGCUCGAGAAAAAGAGCAUCCACAUCCCCAUCCGGAGCAAGUACAACCGAGUGACCAAACGAGCUCGCUACCUGCAUGAGAAUCCCUCCUGCAUGCUUUGUAACAUCCUCCAUCGCUACCUGCAGCAGGCUGACUACUCUGUCAUCGAGGAGGCCACCAUGAAUGAUGGGGUGCCAGCCCUUGUGACUCUUAAGAAAGGCCUGGUUGCUUUGGCCAGACAGUGGAUGAAAUUUAUAGUGGUAACUCAGGGCUUCAAAGCCAUCGGCCUGAUGAGGCCCAAUCAGCUCGCCAAGCCCAAGGAGCCUCAGCAGAGCCCGGGCGAGACCAUCGUGGGCCUGGACAACGGCGCCGCCCUGCAGAGCGACACCAGCGCCGACGGAGCGGAGUUCGAAUUUGACGCAGCCACAGUGAGUGAACACACCAUGCUGCUGGAGGGAGCCUGCAGUCGACCCCCGCCCAAAGAAGCCAACUCUGGUCCGGUCAGCGGAGUGGAGAUCAUGAGGAAGCUGUCCAAGUCCCACGCGCACAAUGAGUCUGCUCUCAGGAUAAAGGGCUCCCAUCCAUACCAAUCGCUGAGCUACACCAGCGGUGACACGGCCGCCGACUCGCCCGCCCAUGUGUGCCGCGCCGGCCUGCCGUCCAAGGACAGCCCCCGGAAGGAGAGCCUCCUGAGCAACCUGACGGGCAGCUUUCGCAGCCUGCACAACCUGCUGGAGGGCAUGCCCCAGAGGAGCGAGCCAUCUGCCGCCGCCGCCGCUGCCGCCGCCAAGAGCGGGUCCCUAACCCGCACAGGAAACAGUUUGGGCACCGACAUGCUGACCGAGCACCCGCUGCUGUCUGAGCCGUCCUCGGUCAGCUUCUACAACUGGAUGUCCAAUGCUGUGGGCAACCGGACGGGGGCUCUAACCCAGGACUCCCCCGCCAAUCGGUCCCAGCACAACAGCCUGCAGACGGGUGGCCCGUGCAACCUGCCCACCAUCCCUUCGGCGUCAGACUUCAACGCGGUGCUGUCCAGCGACCAGAACACCCUGGAUGGGACCCACUCCCAGCACUCCCAGCAUAGCACCAGCCAGGACGAAAUGGCCUACAUCGAGGAGAGCAACCAGUGCCCGGCCGCGGUCCAGCUGGCCGACGCUCAGGUCGUUUUCAAGCCUUUGCUGAGCUACACGGGCAUCCAGGCCCAAGACACCACUCCGCUCAGUUACAAGAUGUAUUUCGGAGAGCACCUGUCGUUUUCGGGCAACCUGGAGUGUCUCCGGGCCGACAUCGUUGACUCCGACACCUCCAAAGAGCGGAAAAACAAGAGAUCCAGGAGACAAGGCAUGGUGAACCUCCCUCCGCUGGAGUUCAAGCCGGCGCUGCUGAUCGAGACGUUCAGCCUGAACGCCGUGGUGAUGGAGAAGUCGGCCAGCGCCCUGCAGGGCCCCACCGCCGCCCCGCUGUCCUUCCACGACCUCAACCGCCGCCACUACAACACGUUCCACUGCGACUUCACCACGGCCUGUCAGUCCAUCAGCCAGCGCGUGGACAUGGCCCUGGUGCGCCUCAUCCACCAGUUCAGCACCAUGAUCGACGACAUCAAGGCCACGCAGACGGACAUCAAGCUGAGCCGCUACACCGCCGGCUCGGCCUCGCCGACGCCCACCUUCAAGGCGCGGCCGUACCGCCACUUCAGGUCCUCCGACUUCAGCCGCAGCUCCCGGGGCAGCGUGAACGGGGCCGGGCGCAGCGGGACCCAAACCCUGAAGAGCAAGCGAGGGGUGGGUGGAGGAGGAGGAGGAGGAGGAGGGGGAGGGGGAGGAGCGGGCGCGGCCGGGGGCUUGCCGGCAAACGGGCCUCCGUCGGGCAUGGACACGCUGGGGAGACGGGAGCCCCGAGGACGCACCUCCCUCGGCCGCUCAGAGCGACGAACCUCAAAGGUGUCGAGGAAGGGCUCCCGCGACGUGGCGGACCACAUGGCCAUCCAGAUGGACGACUCGGACUCCAUCACGGUGUCGGAGCAGAGCGAGCCGUCGGCAGAAUGCUGGCAAAACAUGUACAAGCUGCUCAACUUCUACUCGCUCAUCUCCGAUCCCACCGGCAUCCUGGAGAAAAGCUCCCCGGAGAACUGCCUCUCAGAAGGCGGGCGUCGGCCCUCUGAGCCGUUCUGUAAAGUGAUCUUCGAGAACGAGCAGCAGGACCCCGCCACGCCAAACAAGCCGCCCGGCGCGGGGGGGCGGCGGCGCAGCCUGGUGAGCUCGGAGCCCCAACACGUCACGCUCAUAGUGUUCGGCAUCGGCAUGGUGAACCGCACCCACCUGGAGGCCGACAUCGGCGGGCUGACGAUGGAGGCGGAGCUGAAGAAGAUCCACGGAAGUUUCACCCUGAAGGAGAAGAUGAAAGAUAUCCUGCACCAGAAGAUGACUGAGACGUGUGCAUCCGCUCACAUUGGAGGGGUCAACAUCGUUCUCCUGGAGGGCAUAACUCCUGACAUCCAACUGGAGGAUUUCCCAACAUCUCCCACCAGCACAGCUAAACAAGAGUUUCUGACGGUGGUCAAGUGCAACAUCGCCAAGUCCCAGGCCUUGUACAGCGCCCAGCGCGGCCUGAGGACCAACAACGCGGCCGUCUUCAAGGUGGGGGCCAUCAUGAUCAACAUCCCCCAACACCCGGCCACGCUGCACAGCAUGAUGGUCCGCAGCUCGCACCAGCUCUCCAAACAGAUCUCUGACCUCAUCCGCCAGCCCUCCAACGUUCAACCUCCCAACCGCGAAGACACCCCGACCCCGCAUCCCUCGGACCGAGCGUCCAGCAUCAAUCAGACCCCCGUGGAGGCCAACGAGUUCCCUCAGCUCCCCGAAGGCCUGGAGAAGAAGCCCAUCGUCCUCAAGUUCAGCGCAAUGAUAGACGGCAUCACCAUCGGCGCCGCCCUGCUGCCCUCGCUGAAGGCGGAGUACAAGAUGGGUUGCAUGAAGAGCCACGGCAUGACAGGGGCGCAAACCAGUUUCACCUUCGAGCUGCCAAACCACAAGCUUUGCUUCCAGUCCAAAGUGUCCCCGGUGGACAUGUCCACCAUGCCGCCGUCAGCCAGCCUCACCCUGCCGCCGGUCACCAUGUCGGGAGAGUACAUCAUGGAGGACCACGACAGCCACUCGGACCAGGGCUGGGCGCCUGACGACUUCCCGGCAAAGCAAGGGAACUACCUCCAGGGCAACUACCUGCGCUGCGUGGCUGAGAUCGGUUCUUUUGAGCACAACCUGACCACAGACCUGCUCAACCACCUUGUCUUCCUGCAGAAGGUUUUCAUGAAGGAGGUCAACGAGGUCAUCCAGAAGGUCUCAGGAGGAGAGCAGCCCAUCCCGCUGUGGAACGAGCCCGACACCUCGGCCGACGCGGAGAAGCCCAAAAUCCUGCUUUACUCUCUCAGCCUCAUGUUCAAGGGAAUCCAGAUGACCGCCACCACUCCUUCCAUGCGAGCUGUGCGCUUUGAGACGGGCCUCAUCGAGCUGGAGCUCUCCAACAGGAUCCAGUGCAAGGCUCAGCCCGGCGGCAGCAGCAGCUACCUCAAGCUGUUUGGCAAAUGUCAAGUAGAUCUCCACCUGGCUCUCGGACAGAUCGUCAAGCACCAGGUGUACGAAGAGGCCGGCUCGGACUUCCACCAGGUGGCGUACUUCCGCACGCGGAUCGGCCUGCGCAACGCCCUGCAGGAGGAGAUCAGCGGCUCCUCGGACAAGGAGGCCGUGCUCAUCACGCUCAACAGGCCCAUCGUCUUCGCCCAGCCGGUGGCAUUUGACAGAGCUGUGCUCUUCUGGCUGAAUUACAAGGCGGCGUACGACAACUGGAACGAGCAGCGCUUGGCCCUCAACAAGGACAUCCACAUGGCCACCAAAGAGGUGGUGGACAAGCUGCCGGGCAUCCAACAGACCUCCGCCCAGGCCUUCAGCACCCUCUUCCUGCAGCUGACCGUGCACGACCUGGGCAUCUGCCUACCCAUCACCAACACGUCCCAGAGAGGACAAGCACCAGCUACGGAGGGCAUCAACUCUGAAGCUGGGGCCGGCUCAUCAAUAGGCCGGCAAAAAAAUGCACGAAAAGCCAACCACAGCAUCGACUAUGACACCGGCUCGGCGAUGGUCCUGACCAUCGAGAGCACGCUGAUCACCGCCUGCUCCUCGGAGUCCCUGGUGAGCAAAGGCCACUUCAAGAACUUCUGCCUGCGCUUCGCCGAGGGCUUCGAGACCUCGUGGGACGACUGGAAGCCUGAAAUCCGAGGGGACACGGUCAUGAACGCUUGUGUAGUCCCUGACGGUACGUAUGAAGUGUGUUCCAGGACUACGGGGCAGCCUUCUGCAGAGAGCAGCAGUGCCGGCACCUGGACUCUGAACGUCCUUUGGAAGAUGUGUGGCAUCGACGUGCACAUGGAUCCCAACAUCGGCAAGCGGCUCAACGCGCUGGGGAACACGCUCACGUCCCUGACGGGCGAGGAGGACGUGGACGACAUCGCCGACUUGAACUCUGUGAACAUGGCGGACCUUUCAGAUGAGGACGAAGCCGGCUCCAUGUCGCCCACCAGCCACAUGAGUCCAGGGAGCCAGUUCAGCCCUCGGCUGACCCUGAGGAAGCGUCUGGUAAACCACAUCCUGGGCCUCAGCCCCCGGCCUCAGAGCGUGUCUCACCCAGCCGACUACUUAAACUGUGCAUCGCCCCGCCUGCGGGCGGGCAGUGCCAGGGCCCAAAGACCCCUCUCCUGGGCUUGUGAGUCCAUCGACCCCAGGAAGCAGGCGGCGAUGGGAAGCCAAACGGUCGACGCCCGUGGGAGAAAGUUCACCAAGAGGGUGGUGGACAUCAGGGAGCUGAACGAGCAGGCCAAGGUCAUCGACGACCUCAAGAAGUUGGGGGCGAGCGAAGGCACCAUCAACCAGGAGAUCCAACGCUACCAGCAGAUGGAGUCCGUGGCCGUCAACGACAUCCGGAGGGACGUCAGAAAGAAGCUGCGUCGCUCCAGCAUGCGGGCGGCCUCUCUGAAGGACAAGUGGGGACUCGGCUACAAGCCGAGCUCCAACCGCUCCAAAAGCAUCUCUGCGGCUGCAGGCCGACCGCCUCCAAAGCGCAUGGACAGACAGAGUUCCAGAAUAGGCGACGUGGACGGUCUACCCGAUAUGCGAGUGGAUGCCGCCUCGCCAGGACCUCGGGUCACCUUCAACAUCCAGGACACGAUAAAUAAUCAGGCUUUGGACGCAGCUCAUGCACCUCCGAGUCCAGGAGAGGUUUUCAAGUUUCCCGAGGAGUCCGAGGUGGACCUGUUGUUGUCAGUCAGGAUCGACGAGCCAUCCCAUCCCCUCCAUCAUCACCUUCAUGCUUCGUCCGUUAUUGAGGGCCAGGGCUCGGUUUUCAGUGCCCCCUGCACCCCCGCUGUCUUCUCACCCGCACUUCCCUUCCAGCACGACGACAUGAGGCGCGACGACCUGUCCUCCUCCUCCUCCGAAGACUCCGAAAAGGAGGACGAGUUUGAACGGGAGAGACAGCCGAGCUACCGAAGGCCCAUCCAACCGUCUCACAGGAAGCCGUCUGGCUUUUCUGCUGUGAGUCAGCUGUUCAGCGAGCGCUGGCCGAGCGCGGCCGCCAACCGCAGCUUCGGCGCCCCGGCGACCGAAAGAAACAUCGACUUUGAGCUGGAUGUCCGCGUGGAGAUCGACAGCGGCAAGUGUGUCCUUCACCCGACCACUCAGCAACCAGAGCACGAGGACGUUUCCCUCAAGAAGAGCUGUGAGCGCAGCCUCAAAAGUCUGGACCAGGAGUCUCCUCCCAAGAAGAAGAAGCUGCAGUCCAACUACAGCUCCACCACCCAUCUGCUCGCCGGCAAGAAAUGUACCCCCUCCCUGCAGACCAAGUCCAACGACACGGAGACCACUGUAUUCUACAUUCCGGGAGUGGACGUCAAGCUGCACUACAACUCCAAGGUGCUGAAGACCGAGUCGCCCAACGCCUCGCGAGGGUCCUCCCUCCCCCGCACGCUCUCCAAAGAGUCGAAGCUGUAUGGUAUGAAAGAUAGCGGCCCUCCCAAUGCGGUCGAAAGCAAGACUAACUCGCUCCUACCUCCCCCACCCCCACCUAUUCCAUCAGCCAAAGGUAAAGGCAGUGGCGGGGUGAAGACGGCCAAGCUGUACGCCUGGGUGGCCCUCCAGACUCUGCCGGAGGAAAUGGUCAUCAGCCCCUGCCUGCUGGACUUCCUGGAGAAAGCGCUGGAGACGAUUCCCAUCACUCCCGUGGAGCGGGGAUACUCAGCGGUGGCGUCCCAGGAGGAGGACAUGGGUCAGUUUGACGCGGUGGAGCAGCUGGAGGAAUCCACCACCUCGCUGGUGUCCUCUUCCACGUCGGCCUACUCCUCCUUCCCCGUGGAUGUGGUCGUCUACGUCAGAGUCCAGCCUUCUCAGAUCCGCUUCAGCUGCCUGCCCAUGUCCCGGGUGGAGUGCAUGCUCAAGCUGCCCUCCUUAGACCUGGUCUUCUCCUCCAACCGGGGAGAGCUGGAGACACCGACAGGAGCCCACCCCGCCGAGGGAUCCCCCCACCCGUCCUCCACCCCCCCAGGGCAACAUAUUCCCAAAGCGCCUCCCAGCAAAACGUCCCCCUUGUUGGGGAGCCCUCUGGGCAGGAGCCGCCACAGCAGCAGCCAGUCCGACCUGACGGGGCCCCCCAGUAACUCCUCGGGCCUCAGCUUCACCGCCUGCAUGUCUGACUUCUCCCUCUACGUCUUCCACCCCUACGGCGCCGGGAAGCAGAAAUCUGCCGUCACGGGCCUGCCGCCGGGCCAAGGGCCGUUGGGUACAGUAGACGAGGAGCCUUCUUCAGUAACGGGAAGGAAAGACUCUCUGAGCAUCAACCUGGAGUUUGUGAAGGUCAGCUUGUCCCGGAUUCGGCGCACUGGAGGCCCCACCUUCAUCGAAAGCUUCAUUCCUGCCAAAGGUGGCAAGAUGGACACGACCCUUAUCAACAUCUCAGCUGUGUGCGACAUCGGCUCGGCUUCCUUCAAGUACGACAUGAGGCGGCUGAGCGAGAUCCUGGCCUUCCCGAGGGCCUGGUACCGCCGCAGCAUCGCCAGGCGCCUCUUCCUGGGAGACCAGACCAUCAACCUGCCGGCCUCCGGCCCCGCCACCCCGGACUCGGCGGAGAACGUCGCCCAGCACCUGUCCCCCGAGUCCAGCCGCAAAGCCUACUGGAGGACGUGGGACGGCGGCAGCACGGCUCAGCACAUCCCCCAAUCGCCCAACGUCUUCUCGGAGCACUGCACCGGGAGCAACAUGUCCCCGGGCGGCGCGGGCCACCUCAAGUCCCCCGCGCCGGGACGCACCAGGAGCGUGUCGGACUCCUCCGCUCCGAGGAGAGACUCCGUGACGAAGACGUCCACCCCCUCCUUCAGUAAGAACGGGAAGGCGGCGGGUCCGCAGGGGGCGCCGUGGGAGACGCUGGUGGUGUUCGCCAUCAACUUGAAGCAGCUCACCGUCCAAAUGAACAUGAGCAACGUCAUGGGAAACAACACCUGGACCACCAGCGGGCUGAAGAGUCAGGGCCGGCUCUCCGUCGGCAGCAACCGCGACCGAGAGAUCAGCAUGUCCGUCGGCCUCGGUCGCUCCAAGCUGGACUCCAAGGGCGGGGUGGUGGGCGGCAACAUCGACGUGAACACCCUGGAGAUGGUCUCCCACAUCUCCGAGCACCCCAACCAGCAGCCCAGCCACAAGAUCCAGAUCACCAUGGGGUCGACGGAGGCGCGAGUGGACUACAUGGGCUCCAGCAUCCUGAUGGGAGUUUUCAGCAACGCCGACCUGCAGCUCCAAGACGAGUGGAAGGUCAACCUGUGCACCGUCGACACCAGCCUGUCGGAGAAAAGUGAGAUCUUUGUCCACGGAGACCUGCAGUGGGACAUUUUCCAGGUGAUCAUUUCACGCUCCACCACGCCGGACCUCAUCAAGAUCGGCAUGAAGCUGCAGGAGUUCUUCACUCAGCAGUUCGACACCAGCAAGCGGGCCCUCUCCACCUGGGGCCCCGGGCCCUACCUGCCCCCCAAGACCCCCGUCAUCAACGCUGAGAAGGGCUCCGCAGAGCUGUACAUGGACGCGGCGCAUCACCGCCACUGGCCCGGCGUGCUGAAGGUCAUCGCCGGCUGCCACAUCUCCCUCUUCCAGAUGCCCCUGCCCGAGGACGCCGUGCAGCUGGGCGGCUCCAUGAGCCUCCACGGCAACCACAUGACGCUGGCGUGCUUCCACGGGCCCAACUUCCGCUCCAAGUCGUGGGCUCUGUUCCACCUGGAAGAGCCCAACAUCGCCUUCUGGACGGAGGCGCAGAAGAUCUGGGAGGACGGCUCCAAAGACGAUUCCACCUACAUUGUUCAGACACUGGACUUCCAUCUCGGCCACAACACCAUGGUGACCAAACCCUGCGGCGCGCUCGAAAGUCCCAUGGCCACCAUAACCAAAAUAACCCGGCGGCGCCACGAAAACCCGCCGCAUGGCGUCGCCACGGUCAAAGAGUGGUUCAACUACGUCACUGCCAUGAGGAGUGAAGAGCUGAACCUGCUGCGGAACGUGGAAGCCAACAACCAGGAGAGCGGAGCGGCCGCCAAGAGCGCCAGCCUGCUCAGCAGCUUCCGCAGCUCCUCCAGCUACAACCACGAGACGGAGACCAUCUUCGCUCUGCCCAGGAUGCAGCUGGACUUCAAGUCCAUCCACCUGCAAGACCCCGACGAACCCUCUCUAACAGACUCGGACAGCAAACCCAAGGUGGAGUGCAGCGUGGUGACGGAGUUCACGGACCACAUCUGCGUCACCAUGGACGCCGAGCUCAUCAUGUUCCUCCACGACCUGGUGUCCGCCUACCUGAAGGAGAAGGAGAAAGCCCUCUUCGCUCCGCGGAUAUUCGCGGCGCGGCCCGGCCAGAAGAGCCCGACGGCGCUGCACGACGAGAGCGGCGAGGACAAGGACGAGGGCAUCAACUACACCACGGUGGACUGGAGGGAGUUCAUGUGCAACACCUGGCACCUGGAGCCCACCCUCAGGCUCAUCUCCUGGACGGGGCGCAAGAUCGACCCGGUGGGCGUGGACUACAUCCUGCAAAAGCUGGGCUUCCACCACGCCCGCACCACCAUUCCCAAGUGGCUGCAGAGGGGCGUGAUGGACCCGCUGGACAAGGUGCUGUCGGUGCUCAUCAAGAAGCUCGGCACCGCCCUGCAGGACGAGAAGGACAAGAGGGGCCGGGACAAAGAGGACCACUGAGGACCACCGCUGUGAUCAAAAACUGUGCACGCACCCCCCCCCUCCCCCCACACACACACACACACACACACACACAAACACACAGGUCACCGCCACUGGACCACGACGGGCCACUACUGUGCGACACACUGGUCAAACGUCUCCGUCUCCGCCCGCUCCAGCUGUGAGUCUCCGCCCAGGUGUUCGCGGCGCUGCACGCCACUAGCGGCUGUGAUUGAAGCGUUUUUUGCACGGAUGUCGUUUUCUGUAUAUUUUGAGCAAAUUAGCAAUUGUUAGAAUUAUUUGACUGCUUUUAAUGGUUAUGAAAAAUGAUUAAAAAAAAACCCCAGAUCACCUGCCUCUUUUACCUGCUGUACGUGACCGUACUGAACUCGCUUGAAAUUUUACUUUAAGGCUUAUCAAUAUUUCAUGAGAAAUGAUUUCUUAUACCAUUGCCUUUUCUUUGUUUCCCAUGGAACACAUGGUAGAUAUGCUUUAUGUAUUUUAUAGUGUAGAUUUAAGAUAUUUAAGAACAGUUCAGUGACAGUGUUCUUGAUUUUAUCUUGUAUUUUGUGAACAAAUAAAUCCUGGGAGAUUACUGCACAUCAUCCACUCCGUUACGAGGAUGACAUGAACUUGUAAUUAUAAUUUCAAACCAAGAUCACUAUUUAUGCUUAUGUGAAAUGCAAAGUCUAUAACAUGUAUUAGCUUGGUGUGUCAAGUAUAUUUUUGUUCAUUUUUAAAAAAAAAUAAGAAAUCCAAACUAGAAUCACUGUAUAUAAUUGCAUUUCUUAAAUAUGUUGAUUUCCUAACUUAAUAAAAAUAUUGCCAUUCAA